Molecule: messenger RNA, 981 nt
Organism: Solea solea (common sole)
Lineage: Eukaryota; Metazoa; Chordata; Actinopteri; Pleuronectiformes; Soleidae
Exons: 4
Coding region: 268-834 (188 amino acids)
Source: RefSeq, a predicted model, not a curated record
UAGUAGGAGUGAGUGUAACGCUGAUCUUUACAAAUGUUUAAUUUUAAGGGUUCUCACUCUCAUCCUGUUACAGCGUCUGCAGAAUUACCUUAAAAGUGAUGAACCAAGGGUGGAGAGAGCACCAGAAAAUAUGAGAGAGAGAGAGAAAAGAACAGAUUUGAACAGUGACUGAGAGGAGCAAAGGCAUCUUUCACUCAAACUACAUCUGAGACUCGACUCGUCAUCAUCUUCAUCAUCAUCAUCAUCAUUCAGACUCGUCUGCACAUCAUGACCCCUCCCUCGCUCUUGAUGUUGCUGAUGGUGGUUGCCAUGGUAGCUGCCGUCAGAGAGAAUGAACUGGAUUAUGGGCACUGGAACUACAGAGAAGGAGCGGACAGUGUAAAUGUGGCCUCAGUGCGCAGCGUGACCAGAGUUUUAGACGCUUGGGGAAAACGCAUCUUUAAUGAGAUCAAGACUCUUCUGCACUCACAGCCCAGCACACUCCUGCCCGACUACUCCAGGGUGCGCCCUCUGUCCGAGUCAGUGAACGACCUGUUUAGAGAAGUCUCCCUGCUGCACCGGCGCAUCACUGAGCUCUCUCAUCGCCUAGCAACACUGGAACCCUUCCUCCGUCACCACGGCUACCGGGAGGAGGGGGAGGAGGCGAAGGAGGCGGAGGAGGGUGUUGGGAUUCUGGCACCUCAGAGCCUGAGAGGAGAGGUGGCGAGCCUGGCCCGAAACACUCCAGGGACGGGGGUGAGGCGUACCUCUCCGAGAAGGAGCCGGGUGGUGAGGAGGAGACGGGUGAGAGUCCUGAAGAACGGAGAAGUGAUGCUGGUUCAGAGUGACAGAUGAAGAAAUGAAAAAAAAAAGAAAGCUCUGCCAAUAUUAUGUAAUCUAUGAAAUUCAUCAUUGAACUGUAUAGAUGUAUUUUUUUUUAAUGAAAUAUUAUGUUUCAGGUUGCCCUGUGAGAUUGAUCUCUUUAAUAAAAUGUCAUCACUU